AUGAUGUACGAUGAGAAGACCAAGGCAGCAGUGCAGAAGAUCCCGCUUCUGACGGUGAAAGCAGGGCCUCGCGAUGGCCCAGACUGGGUUGAGCGCCUCAAAGAAGAGCUCGGUGCGCUGAUCAAGUACGUCCAAAACAGCAAGGAAAAUGACAACGAUUGGUUCCACAUAGAGCCCAGUGAGGAUGGCACGAAGUGGUCCGGCACAUGCUGGUAUAUCCACAACCUCCUGAAGUACGAGUUCAAGCUUCAGUUCGAGAUUCCCGCCGGCUAUCCCGCCGUCCCCAUUGAACUGGAGCUGCCGGAGCUGGACGGAAAGACCCCGAAAAUGUACAGAGGAGGCAAGAUUUGCUUGGACAUCCAUUUUGCGCCGCUUUGGAGGGCAAAUGUCCCCAAGUUCGGCAUUGCGCACGCCCUGUCGCUGGCCCUCGGGCCCUGGCUAGCUGCAGAAAUCCCCUAUUUGAUCGAAAACGGGGUGGUGGCCCACAAAGGGACUGGCGCCGAACCCAACCAGGGCUUCCCACGCUGUUGA
Molecule: messenger RNA, 531 nt
Organism: Effrenium voratum
Lineage: Eukaryota; Dinophyceae; Suessiales; Symbiodiniaceae
Source: the annotation of a GenBank genome assembly